AUGAAGUUUGAGAUUUUCAUGCUUCAAAGAAGCGGAAAUAACACCAGGAUGUUUGCAACUCUUGGCAUCCUCCUGAAUCUUUUGGGUCACGUGAUUUCACAUGGCUACCUUGACUGGCCAGCCCAACGUUCGUCGUUAUGGAGACACGGGUUUGACACGCCUAAGAACUACAACGACAACGCACUUUAUUGCGGAGGACGACAGGCUCUAAUAAAAUCUAAAGGUAAAUGUGGAGUGUGUGGGGACCCUUAUUUUGGAGCCAAAGAAAACGAAGCAGGAGGCCUUUAUGCACAAGGAGUAAUUGCAGAGUCGUAUCCGAUAGGGACCCAAUAUAUCCGAGUUACUGUAAAACUUACAACACAUCACAAGGGAUUUUUCGAGUUUCGAAUCUGUCCGCAUAACAAUCCGAGUAUUCCUGUAUCACAGGAGUGUUUGGAUCGACAUCUUCUUCACAUCCAGGAGGGAGACAAGGGGAGUGGUUAUACCCGGUAUUAUCCAGAGAAACACAGUGGAGUUGAUAUUUAUCACCUGCAUGUUGAGAUCCCGCCUGGCAUGACGUGUUCACAAUGUGUAUUUAACUGGCGCUAUAAGACAGGAAACAGUUGGGGGACGGACCCCAAUGGCAGGAGCUGUGUUGGAUGUGGAUUGCAAGAGGAGUUCCGAAACUGUGCUGAUAUUCGGAUUGGGGGCGAUACAUCUAGUGCUUCAACAGAGGUGGAUAUAUUCCCUGAUUCAAACUCAGGAGGUAGCGAAGAAGUUUCUUUGUACAAUAAUCAAGGAAAUUUCGGACUUAUAGCAACAUCUAGUGGCGAAACGAGUGAUAUUAUAAUAGAUAACUCAAAUGAAAAUUAUGGAUACCGGUCAGAUAGCAUCGUACAGAGUGAGGAGGUAGUUUCAAUAGAUCCUUUCCAUAAUGAUAAAUCAGAAGAAAAUGUUUUCAUAGAGGAACAAUCUGUGCCCCUUCCAAAAAGGAAUAAUAUGAGAUCACCAGAAAGAGACUUUUCGGAAUUUCAUCACACAAGGCAACUAAUUAAACCAAGUGUACAUAAGCACAGUAAUAGGGCAAUGUUGAUAAAUAAUAACAACGUAAAUACUAGAAACAUAAAUAAUAUGAGAACAGUUGUAACUGAACCCACAAAUACAUUUGUAACACAAAGAAAUGGACGUCGCUUUACAAACCAAAAUCAGAUGUCACCAACUAUUCAAAAUGGGCCACGCAGAUUUGAUAUAUCUAAGAAUGUAAAAGGAGGAAAUAGUUUAUUAAAAGCACAAAGAAGUAAUCAAAAUGAAGCAAAUAUUCAGCGGGUUCGAAAUGAAAUGAAAAACAAAAGAGCCAGGGAAAUUUUUCUGAGACUCCAAGCUAUCAGAAACAUGCGUGCUGGUUUAUUAAAGCGGGAUAGUUCUCGAGUUGCAGCCGAGAAAGUCGGAAAACAAUCUACUCGCAGAGAACCAAUAAUGAAAAAGCCAGAUAAUAAAAACAUACUUCUACUAUCACCGGGUACUGGAAACAGCUUUUCUAGAAAUGAUAAUGGACCUUUAAAAACAAGAGUUCCAAACAGAAGGAUUCCUUUAACAGCCAAGUCUACCAUGCCAAGAAAUCUUUUCAUUCUUCAAAAUCCCUUUAGUACAAGAACCCCGGCUCCUUCCGCGGCCAGUUCUUCAAAAAGGACCCUAAAUACUUUUAGACAAAACCCUACGAAUAGAAAACGAAUUCUUCAACAACCUUUAGAAAGAUCACCAAUAAGAAGGCAGGGUAACCAACAUACACUCAGAAAUCGUGUAAAUAAUGAAAAUAAUGUUCUCAGAAGAAGAGAAAGAGUUCCUGCAAACCAGAGAAACCCAGUGAGGGAAAAUAUAGGGUCAAGACCCAUCUCUGAAAACGUCAGACAAAGUGCGCCAAAUGUAAAUAGAAGAGGUCAAUUCUCUGCAAAUAACAGAAAUAGUAUAAGACGCGGGAAUAGAGCAAGGAAUUUUACGUCUGCAAACAAUAGAAACAAUUUUUCGAGAUGGGAGAGACAAAAUCAAUUCACACCAGUGAGGCAAGGUACCGCAAGUGAUUCUCGAAGACGAGCCUUGAAUUUUAGUGCUCAUCGAAAUAGACUGCAAAGUGCUCAAAACAGGCGGGUUCCAAAUACGAACGCCUUUCAAAGACAGUUGUUACUUUCAACAAUGCAACAAAAUCCGCAACGAACAUCUGUAAGGCGUAGUAAUCAGGGAGCGAUGGGUAGAAGACAAGCUCUUCCACCUAGUAGAUCCAGAACUGUGUCCAUGAGACAGAGCUGGGGAGUUCAGAAUAUAAACAAUUCUAGACUUUUAUCUAGUCAGCGUGGAGUGCUGGAUUCUUUAAGGAGACAAAAUUUUCCACAACGGUCCAAUAUAUUUUUAAACAAUAGAUUUUUAACCUAA
Messenger RNA from Saccostrea cuccullata (small rock oyster), 2406 nucleotides. RefSeq lists its product as uncharacterized. The transcript has 4 exons. The record is from RefSeq and is a predicted model, not a curated record. The coding region runs from base 1 to 2406 and encodes 801 amino acids. NCBI's taxonomy places the organism in Eukaryota, Metazoa, Mollusca, Bivalvia, Ostreida, Ostreidae.